Messenger RNA from Trypanosoma rangeli, 315 nucleotides. RefSeq lists its product as uncharacterized. The coding region runs from base 1 to 315 and encodes 104 amino acids. The record is from RefSeq and is a predicted model, not a curated record. The transcript has a single exon. Lineage: Eukaryota; Euglenozoa; Kinetoplastea; Trypanosomatida; Trypanosomatidae.
AUGGCUGAUGGGCCCGACGGCGGCAGCAUAGCUGAUGGGCUCAGCGAUGGCAGCAUAGCUGAUGGGCCCGACGAUGGCAGCAUGGUUGACGGACCUGACGACGUCAGCAUGGCUGACGGUGGAUCCGAAAACACCAGCGCGAUUCUUGCGAAGGACGCACCCAGCAUUUCUCUUUCUGGUGACAGCUCCGUUGCUUUCGACAACCUUACACGUGUGAGGCCCGAUUCCGUAAGGGGUGACGGCACGAUGCAUGGGUGUGUGUCUCGGCUACUUCUGCUGCUAUUGGGGCUAUGGAGCUUUGCGGCCCUGUGCUGA